CGCAGAUCGCAGCGUAUGAGUCGUGGGCGGAUCAAUCAUUUCGAGACUGAAGCAAGUACCCGCACCAUAUUAAAGUAUACUCCCUCUUCGCAACCAUCACCACGGCGUCCCAAUCCACAGCCACCGACGCUCCUACAUCCUCAACACCCCCACGGCGUCCAGCAGCAUUCGCACGAGCAACAACCGCCGAGGAGAAGCUCGAAGUACUCGACCACGUCAAAACCGCUCGCGAUACCCUUUGGGACCCCAGGUUCACCCGCCGCGAGCCACCCGAAAUCCGCCUCAACCCCACCCACGUCGGUACACUAAGCGUGGGCGACCGGAGCGACAGCAACAUCAGCGUGCGCAGCCUUGGCGGCGGCAGCAAAGUCGAGCCCAUGGACAAACGGCACCCAUCGAGCUUUCAGCAGCUCGAAAAGUUGGGCGAGGGAACGUAUGCAACCGUCUUCAAAGGCCGUAAUGGCCAAACCGGCGCCUUCGUAGCGCUCAAAGAGAUUCACCUUGACAGCGAAGAAGGCACACCCAGCACAGCCAUCCGCGAAAUCUCACUGAUGAAAGAACUCAAGCACGAGAACAUUGUGAGCUUGUACGAUGUUAUUCACACCGAGAAUAAGCUCAUGUUGGUGUUCGAGUACAUGGAUAAGGAUUUGAAGAAGUACAUGGACAGCUAUCACAACCCGAAUGGUGGACCGAGAGGAGCACUGGAUGCGCCGACAAUCAAAUCCUUCAUGUGGCAGCUCAUGAAGGGCGUGGCGUUCUGUCACGACAACCGCGUACUACAUCGCGACCUUAAGCCCCAAAACUUGCUUAUCAACAACCAAGGGCAGCUCAAGCUGGCAGAUUUCGGGUUGGCGCGUGCAUUCGGCAUCCCAGUCAAUACAUUCUCGAACGAAGUAGUUACGCUUUGGUACCGCGCACCAGAUGUCCUACUCGGUUCGCGCACCUACAAUACUUCCAUCGACAUCUGGUCCGCCGGCUGCAUAAUGGCGGAGAUGUUUACGGGUCGGCCACUCUUCCCUGGCACGACCAACGAAGACCAACUCCUCAAGAUCUUCAGACUGAUGGGUACGCCAUCCGAGCGCUCAUGGCCAGGCAUCAGCCAGUUCCCAGAGUACAAGACUACCUGGCCCGUGUACGCGACCCAGGAGCUGCGAAAUUUACUCCCUAGUGUGGACGCAGCCGGUCUGGGACUAUUAGGUCAAAUGCUGCAGAUGCGCCCGGAGAUGAGGUGUUCCGCUCAACAGGCUCUGCAGCACCCAUGGUUUGCGGAGUUUCAGCAGCGAGAGGCGGCGAGGGCGGGGCAACAAGCUGCGUUCCGGUAGGACCGAGAUUUGGCUGAGUUGAGUUCUGCGUUUGAAGGGGAAGAUAUAGCGAGUGAUAAAAGUCCGGUAGUGGGUAACGGCUCUGCUGGCGUCACGGAAUUUGCGCAAUCUGCUUGACGCGACAGGAUGAUUAUGGCAUGCGCGGAGUUGGUGGGUGAUUGUGCUAUUACGGGCCCAUGGCUUGGCAUGGUACCUGCAUGCGUUACUAUUGCAUUUGCCCGACCGUAACAGCGACUUGCUUGCAUGGUCUGCC
Molecule: messenger RNA, 1575 nt
Organism: Baudoinia panamericana UAMH 10762
Lineage: Eukaryota; Fungi; Ascomycota; Dothideomycetes; Mycosphaerellales; Teratosphaeriaceae
Exons: 1
Coding region: 378-1322 (314 amino acids)
Biological process (GO): protein phosphorylation
Cellular component (GO): cytoplasm; nucleus
Molecular function (GO): ATP binding; cyclin-dependent protein serine/threonine kinase activity
Source: RefSeq, a predicted model, not a curated record